Messenger RNA from Botrytis byssoidea, 1158 nucleotides. RefSeq lists its product as uncharacterized. The transcript has 2 exons. NCBI's taxonomy places the organism in Eukaryota, Fungi, Ascomycota, Leotiomycetes, Helotiales, Sclerotiniaceae. Bases 1 to 1158 code for a protein of 385 amino acids. The record is from RefSeq and is a predicted model, not a curated record.
AUGUGGGCCCGGAGAUGUAUUGUUACAGCCUCGAGAUUACAUCAUGUCAAGAUUCACAACAAUGCACCCGGUCAAUCCAAUCUGGAGCAGAACACCGCAACACAGAUACCCUAUUCUCUGGUAGGAAGAGUUCCUCUUGCUCCCCAGAGUAUGAAGCAGCUGGAGUCAGGCGACAUUGGUCCGAUGCAAUCAAAAGUCAAAGGAAAUGUGAAUUUUACAGCAUUAGUCCUCCAUAGAGACACGUUCACAUGCGAGAGGAUACUCACCAAUGAUCCCACUCGUCACGAAAGAACAAAUCUCACACUUUAUGAGGUACUGGCCGACUUGAAGGAAUUGAAACAACAUAAAGAGACCUCAAAAGAAGAAUUCCAGACCUUAAAAGCAAAAUUCCAGAAGGUGGAAAAUGACAAAAGGCGAAGACACGCUGGUGAGGUGGUUAACAUGAGAGAUCGAUUGGCUCGAUUAGUCCUCUCUGCCAAGGAAGAUAAACAACGCAAACUACAGGUACGCGAUCCAAAAGAUAUGAAGGAUACUAAACAUGAUCGAAAUCGGUUUGCACACGAAAUUGAUCUGGAUACAACAUUGGAACAAAUGGCUCUCUACAAUCAGUUUGAUAUCUGCUCUAUCACAGUCUUUGGGGAAACACAGAAUAACAUCAAAGAAUUGCUUACAUGGGAUAAGGAUGGAGAAUGUGAAGUUUACAACAUCUUCAAUGAGCACGGCGCAGCUUGGCACCAUCAAUUCGCCAAUACCUGCAUAGAGCCUUUCAAUAAAUGGUUGUCAGCAAUCUACGCACUCAAAGAAAUCGAAUCAGCUAUGUUGGAGAACCCAUCUUCUUAUUUCGAAGCUCGCAUUCAAAAACAAAAGGAUGGGAUCAAGGAAGCAAUUAGAGAGUGGAAAGAAACCUUUAUGACAGACAAUUCAAAGAGGGGAAAGAGAACAAGAAAAUGCCGAGAGCUAAUCAGGAAGGACUACACCGACAGAGGAUUGAAGGACCAGAUAAGAGCAGCUUUGUUACGUGGUGUGACUUUAGUUGAAGGAAGUGGCGAGAGUGAGAAUAUUGAGGAGAAUAGAAAGAACGAGGAGAGUAAGAACAAUGAAGAGAGCAAGGAGAAUCAGGAGGGCAGGAGUAAGAAGACUAAGAAAGACGAGGGGUGA